This is a messenger RNA of Acanthaster planci (crown-of-thorns starfish), 2575 nucleotides long. It is a transcript of the gene wdr48, whose product is annotated as WD repeat domain 48. Gene Ontology annotation, biological process: double-strand break repair via homologous recombination. Lineage: Eukaryota; Metazoa; Echinodermata; Asteroidea; Valvatida; Acanthasteridae. The record is from RefSeq and is a predicted model, not a curated record. Gene Ontology annotation, molecular function: ubiquitin binding.
GCAAAAGUCAUGACGUCAUAAAUGCGAAACAUGGCGGUGCACCACCGUCAGCCGAGUAGCACUCGAAGAAAAGUUCAGGUCACGUUUGUCAUCCGCGAUGAGGUGGAGCGACAGCACAGGUCGGGGGUCAACGGCCUCCAGUAUGACCCAGCCAUCAACAAGCUGUACUCAGCCGGACGUGACUCUAUCAUCCGGAUUUGGAACCUCCACAAUCCGAGGGACCCAUAUCAGCUGUCUAUGGAACACCACACGGACUGGGUGAACGACAUUGUGCUGUGCUGUGAGGGCAAGACAUUAAUUUCGGCUUCAUCUGACACAACAGUCAAAGUCUGGAAUGCACACAAAGGUUUCUGCAUGUCCACACUAAGGACACAUAAGGAUUAUGUCAAGGCGUUAGCCUAUGCCAAAGAUAGGGAGCAUGUUGCUUCAGCUGGCUUAGACAAGCAGAUAUUCCUGUGGGACGUACGCACCUUGACAGCGCUGACAGCCACUAACAAUACUGUUACAACUUCUUCACUAAAUGGCCAGAAGGAUUCUAUUUAUAGUCUUGCAAUGAACCAGUCGGGCUCGGUCGUCAUCUCGGGGUCUACUGAAAAGGUGUUGAGAGUGUGGGAUCCGCGGACGUGCGCCAAGGUCAUGAAGUUGAAAGGUCACACGGACAACGUCAAAGCUCUGCUGGUCAAUCGGGAUGCCAGCCAGUGCUUGUCGGGGAGCUCAGACGGCACGGUCCGGCUCUGGUCCUUGGGCCAGCAGCGAUGUAUUGCAACCUACCGUAUGCACCAGGAUGGCGUAUGGGCGCUGCGCGCCAACAGCUCCUUCACCCACUUCUACUCAGGCGGGAGGGACUGCCGACUGUUUGAGACAGACAUCAGGUACCCCGAGGACAGUGUGUUGAUCUGUGAGGAGCACGCUCCAAUUCUGAGGAUAGAAAUCACCCCAGACCAGAAUGCCCUGUGGGUGGCAACAACCCGGUCGGACAUCAACGAAUGGUCACUAAAGGGAAGCGACAGUAGAAAUUCUGGGGAUUACGACAACGCGCCCUGCGAGCCGUACAUCAAAUCACCGGAGUACACAAUCAGAGGCGGACCAAGUGUCGUCCAGUACCACAUCUUGAAUGACAAGAGACACAUAGUGACCAAAGACACAGACAGCAAUGUUGCCAUUUAUGAUGUGCUGACCGCUAAACAAGUGGAGGAUCUCGGAAAAGCUGACAUGGAGAUUGUGAUCAAGUCCAAACAUCAGAUGGUGUAUGUGCCUAACUGGUUCUCAGUUGAUUUGAAGAUUGGGAUGCUGUGUAUACACCUCGAGGAGAGCGACUGCUUUGCAUCCUGGGUAUCAUCCAAAGACGUUGGGCUUGGUCCCGUUGACGGUCCUGAAACGAAAGUGAACUUCGGAGGGCUGCUCCUUCAGGCUCUUUUGGAACACUGGCCCAAAACACACAGCUUGGAACCAGAGGAGAUGAAUGGGCAUGUCAACGGCCACAACACCAGUCCCGGCGAUAUCAACCUGUCGUUGGACCCUGUACACCAGGGCACGGUGCUGCGUAAGGGUAACUGCUACUUCAGCGUGCCCGGUCACACCCCGGUCAUCUUUAGCGAGGUCGGGGGUCGCACAGUGUUCCGCUUCCUGUGUCGGGACGCCGGUGGGGACUCGGAACGUGUGCUGCUGUUGGAGACGGUCCCCCAGUGGGUGACGGACAUCACUGUGGAGAAAAAUCAGCCCAAAUUCAACAAGAUUUCCUUCUUCUUGCAACCUCACUCCAGUUCCGGGGCCAAGACCUUAAAAAAGGACAGACUGUCUGCCAGCGAUAUGUUACAGGUUCGUAAAGUCCUCGAGCAUGUCUAUGAGAAGGUGAUGGGGGCGGAUGCUGGGUCGGGAAUGAAUGGCAAAGGACCGCAGGAUGGAGACGAGGACCUGCCUAGCAUAUAUGAAGACAAGGUGGAACUACUGUGCCAGGACCAGGUUCUCGAUGCCAGCAUGGACUUGCGUACCGUCAAGCAUUUCAUAUGGAAGAGCGGCGGCGAUCUCACGCUACACUACCGCAACAAACAGCCGUGACGGAGCCCGUCUGGUUUUGCAGAAUGUUAUUUUCCUCCUGUGGGCAUCUUAAGUCCGUCAUCUCUCAGGCGGUGUUACUCCGUUUCUCAAAAUCAUUCACUCAAGGAAGUCAAACAGGAGAGCUUGCAAUGGAUGGCUACAUCUGCCUGAGGAACAUUUGAUUGAUGGUCGUUAAAAAUGUACCGGAAGAAAUGAUUACACUGAAAAGCGCCAAAUUUGUACAUUUUUAAGGAGAAAUAAGCAUUGCUGCAUAUCGGCCCACAUUACGUUUGAUUUAUGUCCAAUGUCAAUUCUUGUACAUAAGAUAUUUACUGACUGCAUCCCCUUAUAUUCACUUCUUUAGAAAAACAAAGGUAGAUCCCCCACCUUUGCACUGGGCAUGUGUCAUAAAUCGUCUACUUUGGAGAAGUAAUCGCUUGGCAGAGUUUUUGUGCAACCCCAAAGCCGGAACCAGUGAAAAGCGGUACACAGAAUGUCCAACUUUUGCUGGUAGUCCACUGUUUCCAAGAGGAAUUCA